GAGGGGGCAUGGCCGCCCUCGCACCAAUCAAGAAGAGUCCUGGUGACGAUGACCCGGCGGCUGAGCCUCGACCUGGGCGAAGCCUGGGGAGUGCCAGGACCACGAGGACGUGCCAGGACGUGCCGGGACGCGCAGGGGCACACAGGCCCCAUGCACAGGCACAGCCCUUGCCGAAGAUUAUACGGGGCGACUAGACAGGCUGGGGUGGCCCCUGGAAGGGCGAGCCCACGAGACAGGAACCGGCGCUGCUGGCCAAUCACGGCGGCGCAGAUGCUGCUGGACCAGUGCGGCUCUGUAACGAUCUGAAGCAGAGCGGCCGGCCCACAGGGCCCCCACACCCUUUCAAACGCGGGCCCCAAGUUAGAGGAGUGGAAGAUAAUGGUGGACAACCAAGGGCCGGACCUGGACACUGGAACUUGCAACCCGGGCUCGGGGUGACGGACCUCAACCUCACCUCGCCUUAGCCUCACUGUCCAGGUGUCACACACACUCUCUCUCACUCUGACCUCAACUCGACCUCAACCCAGCUGGUUGACAGCCGUCCCUGCACGACGGUGGCAUAUGUGCGCACAGAACGCCGUUCCCCAUCCUCCGGAAACGAAAAAAAAGUCGGCUAAUGCUGGUGCUGCUGCUGCUACUACUACAUAGUACUACUCCAAACAUCACGCCCCCCAGCUGGGACAUGGCUAAAUGCGGGCUCCGUCAUGCUCUGCCCCAACACGGUCAUUGAUCGCCCAUCUGCCCCUCCGUUCUCGACGCGAGAGCAUAGCAUAGACGUCUGCUCGGCACGCCCCAUCUUCAUGUUGUCGCCUACGGUUCAAGUUGCCGGUCAAACAAUCCCUAUCUUGUCAUGUCCACUGCGCAUUCCACACGAGUUGGCAAUGCCUGCAUUGCCUGUGUCUGGUGGAUUACACACCUGGCAGAAGAUCCCUGAGACACAUAUCCACCAUCUGCCCCAUAGAGCCAAGGCCCCGCUUGUCCGGCUCGCGUACCACAGAACCACACAAUUCCACCCUGUCUAUUAUUAUUAUUCCCUUUGUGUUUGCUGCGACGGCCGGCCGAAAAGGGACCUCGUCCCCUUCGUCUUCGGUCGCGCUGUCCGAAACGAAAUCCACAUCAAACAGAACAGAUCUGAUCGAUGUAACGCAGGACCCGUAUUUGCGCCCUGCCUAGGCCUGCUUGGUGUCUUGGACCUGUUGUGUUUACCGCCCUUUCGCCUCCUGCCUGCGUCCCUUGCUGCCGGAUGCUAUAGCUUCCAGCCGCCCUAUGCACCCGCUCACAUUCCCCGCAUCUCCCCUUCUGGCCAUGUGUAUGUGUGCUUUACCCUCCUUCUCGGAAAGGCCUGGCCGUGGCCAUUGGUCUCUCGUUGCUCCACGUCCUGAGCCAGAGCUGCAGAAUUGUUUCUGGGCCGGGGUCAUGCAGAGAGGUGUUCAUGAGCGGUUGGGAUGAAUUUAGUGUCCGGCAGUAGUCGCCCAAGACUCUCGAGACCAUCAGAGACACACGCGCACAUUGUACACGCCUGCGUGUCUGUGGGUGUGUGUCUACAACGCGCUCGUCCAUCCCAUCCAAGUUGGUAGGGCUGUAACGGCUAGUCCAACAACUCAUACACCCCCUCCCCCCCCCAGCCGGUGACGACGAGCGAUACCGAUCAAGUGGUCUGGCUGGGAUAUACUGACGCCAUGCCCAGGCGCUCCCGCUCCCUACUGGCUGUGUGGCUGUCGGCGACCCUUGACUCAAAGCGUAUGGACCUUGCGGGUCGCCGGGAUGGUCAUGUCUGGGUGAGACUUCGAACUCUGAGGCUCUUACUUGAUGUGUGGGGAGCCUUGACAAGGGCUUGGCCACACCAGGCCCAGAAUGGCUGGGUGGAGCCGCACGUCGUUAUGCUUUAUUCUGCUGCCACACACUGCUGCCACACACCUCCGACCCGUCAACCUAGUCGGUACGCAACCUUUUUUUGGGGCCCACGGUUUCCAAGAGAAGGUCUGUAACAAGGCUAGAGCCUACCUGGACUGCCAGACCGAGCACCCCUGCCCAUCCGUCCCAAGGCUGAUAUGCUUCUUCCUCCACACGAUGGGUAGCGGUACCAUUCUGUGGUGCUCUCGCCUCGCCUCUCCGUCUCUUGUCACCCUUCCCUCCACCCCCCCUGGAUGGUGCGGUCGAUCCCUGGGCUGCUGGCCUGGCAUGGGGAGCCGGCGGGCCAGGCAAUACGCUCGAGCAACUAUUAUUAAUGCCCACUCCCUCCCGGAGAUCGUUUUGUCUUGUUUACUCCUUCUCUCUCAUCACGGUUGAUCCUGAUAUUCCACAUUACUGACCUUAUCACGACGCUGUUGCGUGUGUGUGUCCCUUUCUUUAAUAGUUUUUAUUCAUUUUAACGCGGCUGAACCCUGACGCUCAUUUGUCUUCUACGAAGGAGACCAACUGGAUUGGCUGCCCCUCCCUCUUUAGAAAUACACACACUUUUUAGUCAACGGUGUAAUCUGGUUUAUUCACUGCCCGUCGGUUUCAACCACCUUCCGAUUCUCUGCUCGCUUCUACCCUCGACGACAACGACGAACCUCGGCAGCAGGAACGACAGGACAAGACGCUCUCGACAGAACCAAAGCGUGCCAGGGAAAGGGCUUCACAAUAAUCUACCCCCUUCUUUUUUCGAUUCAGAACGCAGCUUUGGCCUGCGAGAAAUUAUUUGACGGAGAACAACUUGGAUACGUAUUCAAUUCGUGGACACCCACACCAACACGAACACAGCAACAUCAUGUCUCCGACCAUGGCCAUGACAAUGCCCGCGGCAAUGUACAACCCGACCUCUGAUGUUAUGGACCGCCACGAGUAUGGCAUCACCAAGAGUCGCAAGAGCUCUUCGACCGGAGGAGGCAGAGCAUGGAGCGAGGACGAGGAGGUUUAUCUUCUCCAGACCCGCCUGCAGAAGAUGCCCUACAAGCACAUCGCCGCCCACUUGAAGAAGACGGAGCUGGCAUGCCGCUUGCACUACCACCAGCUGAGCCACGGCAGCAACCGACGCAAGAGGACGACGUCCAUGUCGUCGAGCUCCUCGUCCAAUGGACACUCGCCCCUGAUGCAGGCCUCGAUCCCGAGCCCCAUCCAUGAGUCCCCCAGCCGCAGCGUGUCUCCCCCCGGGUCCGUCAUCAGCUACGGCCACCCGGGCUCCCCCGGCAGCGUGCAGCUCCCCAGCAUCAUGAACGCCGGCGUGGGCUCCGGCUCGUCGCCGCGCCUGCCCGCCAUCCUGCCCAAGCCCGCGGGCAUGACCCUGGCCCUGAGCUCCUCCAGGUACAGCUCGCUGCAGGACCACGCGCAGCAGCAGCACAGCGCGCCGCUGCUGCCGUCGGCCAGCUUCUCGGCCGCCUCGCACUCCAGGACCACCCCACCGCCCACCAUGGCCAGCGCGGCACACACGCCGGCGCCCAUGGCCCCGCUGCGCCUGGACUGCUCCGGGCUGCCCGCGCCCUCGUUGUCGUCUGCCGCCUCGUCGCAGCCCGUCGACAUGGGACGCCUGCAGGCCGUGUACAGCGCCCACCGCAACAGCUUCUGGUCGGCCGUGGCUGCCGACUACGGCAGCGGCGUCCACCCCGUCGCGCUGGAGCAGGCGUGGAGGUCGGGCGGUGCGAGCACCACCUCCACCGGCAGCAUGUCGUCGGCCCACAGCUACGCGGCACAGACCCCCAUCACGCCCAUCGGCAGCCCGGACGAGAGGGACAUCUACGGCAAGCAGUGCCAGGACAAGACCCGCAUCUCGGCCAUCCUGGGGAUCGACGCCAACCCGCGGAGCCCCAAGGAGAGGGAGAUGGUGAGAAGGAUGGAAGAGGAGAGGGUCAUGGUUGGUGUCGGCGCCUAAGAAGCAUCAGCCUCACAACAAGAUACCUGAACAGUGGACUCAUAUAUAUCCUCAAACUCACACGAUACAAAUGAGAGCCCUCAGGCGGUAGAGCUUUGGGCACCUGAUACCAGCCGUUUCCUUUGUACAACCUCUUCUUCUUCUUUUUUCUUUUUUCUUUUCUCCCUCUCAUUUGUCCUGUACGAUGACGACCUACGAGACGAUGAUGAUGGACGAUCGGGGAUUCUUGAGAGAACCCGGGACGCCUCUGCCUCUCCUGAUGUCCCCUUAUAGCCUCAACGGCCUGGGGACUCGGGGCACUCCGAGCACGACAUUGUGUGGUUUGACAGCAAAAUCUUCUCUUCAACCCGAUACCUGACCUUUUUGAGAACCUGGUGGCUUGGUGAAAGGCUUGAGGCGGGAGAGGAGAAAUUGUAUGUGUGUGUGUGUGUGUGUGUGUGGUUGGUCCAGGAGCUGGGGCGGCCCUAAUGGGAGUGAUGGAAAGGAUUGGGCUUGUUGGCGGGACGGACUUCUAUUUUCCCCCUCGGAUGGGUUGGUCUUGAAAUGAUAGCAUGGAGUCAUGCGGAUCUGGGAAGUCUCACACAUGUACAUGAUAUGCAUAUGAGCAAUGUGCAUUGGCAUCUCGGACGCGGUGUUCGGGGAGGACAGGCGGCCAGGCAUUGGUAGCUCAACAAAGAGGAACGUGCCGGCCGGCCUGAAGGGAACACGAUGGACAGCGAAUGGUGGCAGCGGUCUCUCUGUGGCUUGCUUGACUUGUGCAUUCAGUAUCUAGUGAAGGCGGCGCGGUGUGAGGGAGGUUGGGGGUAGCAAUACCAAUGAUCGUUUUUCUCCACUCCUGACAUGACAAUCUUUGUGUGAGCGCUGUCUACAGGUGUUCCAGCUUGAGCCACUUCAGGAGCGUCUGAC
This is a messenger RNA of Diaporthe batatas, 4756 nucleotides long. RefSeq lists its product as uncharacterized. The transcript is spliced from 2 exons. Lineage: Eukaryota; Fungi; Ascomycota; Sordariomycetes; Diaporthales; Diaporthaceae. Bases 2753 to 3850 code for a protein of 365 amino acids. The record is from RefSeq and is a predicted model, not a curated record.